This is a messenger RNA of Ilex paraguariensis (yerba mate), 1555 nucleotides long. NCBI's taxonomy places the organism in Eukaryota, Viridiplantae, Streptophyta, Magnoliopsida, Aquifoliales, Aquifoliaceae. The record is from the annotation of a GenBank genome assembly.
CUAAGCUUCGUCCCCAUUUUGUUCCUUGGGAACACUAUUUCAAAACCUGUAAUAUUGAAAUCAGCAGUUGUAUAUAUGAAAUCUAUUUCCUUCUGUCUCCUUUUUCAGUACACUUUCUUCAACAUCUGACUGACUUCUCUUCAUAAUUUUUCAAAUGGGUCUUGAGAAAAAUCUGAUUUUGGUCAUUUUUAUCUUGGUAUUGAGUGUUGCUACUGCCUGCUCUGAUGCAACUUGCAAGCUCCUGGAUGAAUGCUCAACUGAUGGAGAUUGCGAGGCUGGACUUUAUUGUUUCUCUUGUCCUCAAGGAUUUUCAGGCUCUAGAUGUGUCAGAUCAACCUUCACAGACCAAUUCAAGCUCCUGAACAAUUCUCUACCAUUCAAUAAAUAUGCAUUUUUGACAACCCACAAUGCUUAUGCUAUUGACGGAGAACCAUCUCAUACUGGAGUUCCCAGAGUGACAGUGACGAACCAAGAAGAUAACAUUACUCAGCAGCUAAAUAAUGGGGUUCGGGCCUUGAUGCUUGAUACAUACGAUUUUGAUGGAGAUGUAUGGCUGUGCCAUUCUUUUGGAGGACAAUGCCAUGACUUUACUGCAUUUGAACCAGCCAUGGACACUUUGCGGGAGAUUGAAGCUUUCUUAUCUUCGAAUCCAUCGGAAAUUAUCACUUUGAUCCUGGAAGACUAUGUUCAUGUCCCAAAUGGAUUGACCAAAGUCUUCAAAGAUGCUGGGUUGAUGAAGUACUGGUUUCCCGUGUCAAAAAUGCCUCAAAAUGGUGAAGAUUGGCCACUUGUUAGUGACAUGGUAGCUAACAACCAAAGGCUGUUGGUGUUUACUUCAAUCAAAUCGAAGCAAAAGAGUGAAGGAAUUGCAUACCAGUGGAGUUACAUGGUCGAAAACCAAUAUGGAGACGGUGGAACAAAAGCAGGAAGUUGCCCAAACAGGGCAGAGUCGCCGCCACUUAAUGACACAACUAAAUCGUUGGUUUUGGUUAAUUACUUUAGAUCUCCUCCGGUCAAGCAAUUAGCAUGUAAACAGAACUCAGGGGGCCUCAUUAACAUGCUGCAAACCUGUCAUGGUGCCGCCGGCAACCGAUGGGCCAAUUUUCUUGCCGUUGAUUAUUACAAGAGGAGCGACGGAGGAGGAGCAUUUCAAGCUGCAGAUACUCUAAAUGGAAAGCUAUUGUGUGGAUGCGAUGACCUACACUCUUGUGUGCCAGGAUCUACAUCAGGAGCUUGCACCGCCCGAGCAUGACGGCGCGUGAGAAUCCACUAUGUCAACAACUGCCAUUUUCUGCAAUAAAGUUUCCUGAAAUGAAAAAAGAAUCCUGGUUUACCUGUACAGGAAAACGAUAAUUUUCCAUUUUUGAUGGUGCAGCAGAGAGAGAGGUUUGGUUGAUCUGGGUUUGUAAAGGAAAGUACCUUAGCAGUUUAUAUGAAUAUCAGGUUGUGCAAAAAAAAAAAAUGUAACAAAGUUGAUGUAUGGGCCUUUCAAGGCUAAAAGGGUUUGUGAAUCUUAAAGGACAGCCCAGUACACUAGACUGAAUAGUCGAUUUGG